This is a messenger RNA of Diaporthe citri, 1098 nucleotides long. RefSeq lists its product as uncharacterized. The record is from RefSeq and is a predicted model, not a curated record. NCBI's taxonomy places the organism in Eukaryota, Fungi, Ascomycota, Sordariomycetes, Diaporthales, Diaporthaceae. The transcript has a single exon. Bases 1 to 1098 code for a protein of 365 amino acids.
AUGCUCGAAGUAUGGUCAUCAGACGCCACGACUGAGAGUACGAACGAGACCGAUGGAAGUUCUAUAUUUGAACCAAAUACUGUAUUCCAAAACAUCAACGGUUCACUCGCACCCCCGGAAGAAUGCAUACGGGGAGCCUUCUGCAAAUACAGCCUCCCAUCUGGAAUGGAGACCGACAACGACUUACCAAAAGUACUCACUGCGAGGAGUGAUGUUAACUUGAUGCACUCCUCAUUUGCAUCAAAAACGCCAUUCAUGAACCUCACGGCCAUAGUCGGUAACAUGCAAGACGACCCCAACCCGCACAUUGCUGCCGUCGAAUGCUCCAUGUCAUUCUGUGUCACAGCGUACAACACGUCAGUCCAGGGAGGCCGGCUGACAUCUGUGCCGAUCGCCACUUCAGACAGGCUUUCCGAGACGGCAGAAGACUCCUGGCCCAUCGGCGGGGAUGUACAUUGGGUCCCCGGCCGGGAGGUCUACGUCGUGCCAGAAACCUGCUACCAGCCUGGCGGCGUUGUGAAGAACCCUCCUUAUGAAGAAGGCGACGGUUGUGCCGUGCAGGUGGAAGCAGCCAACGGUGCUGCCCUGGCUUACAGCAUAGGGCAGUAUGUGACGGGCGAGGGCUCGUGGACUCACGUGGGUGGCAUCCCGGUAUCGUGGGAGGGCAACGCCGAUACUCUGCAGGCGCUGUACGGGAGCGGGCAGACCGCGGACAUCGAGGAGACUAUGAAUUCUUUGGCCGUCACUCUCUCCGCCAACGCACGUAGCUCGGGUGACAUCUGCAAUGGCAGAGUUGCCACGGGCGAAGUGCAGAGCUCAGAGGUCUACAUCGUUAUUCUGUGGCCGUGGAUCGUCAUCCACGCUUCACUGGUGUGUGCAUCGCUGGUGCUGUUUGUGAUUACCCUCAUCAGCACCCGCAAGGACGUCAUUUGGAAGUCUUCUAUCCUGCCGUUCUUCCUCAUUGGGCAGAGUUCGGACGCACGUAUCGAGCCGAGCGCACAAGGCGACUGCAGUCUGUCUACGAUCGAGGAAUUGUCGAAGGCGGUCAGUGUGCGCCUAACCCCUACGCCUCAGGGCUGGAAGUUUGGCAGGCCGUAG